AUGUUGCAACCAUCCAACUUCCGCGAAGUCGCAACCAAUACGCUAGCCAGUCUCAAAGCGGAGAACAUCGCUCUAUCCGAACAGAUUGUGUACAUGUCGACUCUUCUGGCAGGACGACCACCUCAGCACCUGCUCCAACACUAUCAGCAACAAAUUGCUAUCAACAAAGACAAGGAGAAAGACAAUGCACAAUUGAUCAAGCAACUGGAGUCAUCGCUGUAUGAACUCAGGAUAAAGAAGCACCCAGGGUCCACCAUCUCAGCACACUCCACCAUAUUAACGCCAACAGCAGCGACCGCAACAAUUGCCAACAACACCCCAACGGCGGUAGUCGCAACAUCAAUGACCCAACAAGCGGCCAUCAAACCAACACCCGACAUGCCCAGAUUCUCGUUGAAUCCAGCCACAGCCUAUGAAACCAAUGAGACCAGAGUCUUUCUCGAGCGCUUCGCAACCCAUCUCAAAACACGUCUCGGCAUGGAUACCUUCGAAAACGAGUGUCAUCGGUAUCUCAUCGUCCUCACUAACGACGACCAUUAUCAACAAGAGCUACAACGUCGAUUCGCCGCCAUCGAAGGAAACAUCGGUUGGGACAUGGCGGAGAAGGUAUUCCUCAGCAUCUGCCUCACCAAAGAGGAACGUUUGGAGAACAUGCGGAACAUGGCAGACAUGGGACGCAAUAUGGGCGAGACGUAUAACCGUUAUUCCGCUCGUAUCCUUCGGCAUGCACGAGUGAAUGGAAUCCAAGACGAUAACGACAUCAUCCUUCAUCAACUCGGGAGGAUCAAUCGCAACAGCAGCAGCAGUCUUUUGGGCCACGGCACAACACCUUCACAAAUGGAGUUCGAGGAUCACGCGGAGCAUCUCGCGGAGCACUCAGAGGAACUUUCCGAGGCCGAGGACAAGGGAGAAUGA
Messenger RNA from Linnemannia hyalina, 915 nucleotides. Lineage: Eukaryota; Fungi; Mortierellomycota; Mortierellomycetes; Mortierellales; Mortierellaceae. The record is from the annotation of a GenBank genome assembly.